Molecule: messenger RNA, 429 nt
Organism: Drosophila hydei
Lineage: Eukaryota; Metazoa; Arthropoda; Insecta; Diptera; Drosophilidae
Exons: 1
Source: RefSeq, a predicted model, not a curated record
UAUGUGAAUCCACAUAGCUAUGACAGCAACAGCACCACCGGCAGCGGCAACAUAAGUGGCUCGACAGCCAUCAUGUUGCCGCUGCCGCUCACGCUGCAACUGUUGCCCGAUCAGAGCAAUCAGAGCAGCAGCAGCAAUGGCCUGAGCCUGGGCGCCAUUAGUCGGCCAGCGACAACGACGACGCUUAGCACACUGAAUACAUAUCUGUUUCCGUGUGGUGCCGACUCAGCGGGCACCAUCGGCGGAGGCACCUUCAAUGGCAGCGCCAGUUGCGAUCUGGACAGCAAUUUUAGCCACAUGGUUGCUGGCGGCAGCGAGGCGGGCAGCUCCACUGGGCACAGUCCCUGUCCAAUGGCAUUUAAUGGUGCUGGUGCAGCAGCAACAGGAGCUGGCGGUGCAGCCGGUGGUGCAUUGGGACUUGCUGUCAAC